Solanum tuberosum (potato) is the source of this 648-nucleotide messenger RNA. RefSeq lists its product as uncharacterized. Gene Ontology annotation, molecular function: nucleic acid binding. NCBI's taxonomy places the organism in Eukaryota, Viridiplantae, Streptophyta, Magnoliopsida, Solanales, Solanaceae. Bases 1 to 648 code for a protein of 215 amino acids. The record is from RefSeq and is a predicted model, not a curated record. The transcript has 3 exons.
AUGUAUGGGGUUCAUUGUGAGGUCUUCACAGAUAAUCGGAGUCUUUGGUACAUCUUCAGGCAGAGGGAUCUAAACUUGAGGCAACACAGACUGCUUGAGCUACUAAAGGACUACGACAUCACCAUCAUGUAUCAUUCACAUAAGGCUAAUGUGGUGACCAAUGCUCAGAGAAUGAAGACUUCUAGCAUGGGGAUUCUUUCCGCUAUUAGUGGAUUUCUGAGGAGACGGGUGGUUUCCCAAGUUGAGCAGAUUCACGAGCGUCAGUUUGAUAACGAAAAGUGUCUCAUUCGAGACAAGGUGAUGAGAGGGGAAGCCAAUGAGGUUGUCCUUGAUUCUGAUGGUGUCUUGAUGAUUCGGGGUAGGAUCUGUGUGCCCAAGGUCAAGUGUGAGCACCAACGACCCAGAGGUAUAUCUCAGAGGAUGUAUAUUCCUACUUGGAAGUGGGAACAUAUUAUUAUGAGCUUUAUUGUGAGGCUACCUACCACCAUGGGUGGUUAUGAUUCUAUUUGGUUGGUUGUGGACAUGUUGACCAAGUCCGCUCAUUUCAUUCCGAUUCGGGUGAAGUAUACAAUGGAGAAGUUAGUUGAGCCUUAUAUCAGUCAGAUUGUGCGACUACAUGGUGUCUCAAUUUUUAUUGUCUCUGAUUGA